Messenger RNA from Nymphaea colorata (pocket water lily), 608 nucleotides. RefSeq lists its product as uncharacterized. The coding region runs from base 34 to 549 and encodes 171 amino acids. Gene Ontology annotation, biological process: response to auxin. The record is from RefSeq and is a predicted model, not a curated record. Lineage: Eukaryota; Viridiplantae; Streptophyta; Magnoliopsida; Nymphaeales; Nymphaeaceae. The transcript is spliced from 2 exons.
ACAUCCUUCCACCUCAAAAUAGCAUAAAGAAAGAUGGUGAUGCUCAAAGGCGUAGUCCACAAGCUUCAACGAAAGGUUUCAAGAUCGAAGGAGGAUGUCAAGGAGGGGCAUUUUGCUGUCUUGGCAACACAAGACGGCUUUUCGAAGAGAUUCACAGUUCCAUUGAGUUACUUGAGCAACCCUGCUUUCUUGAAUCUGCUGGAUGAGGCAGAAGAGGAGUAUGGUUUCUCUCAGCAAAGCGUGCUGACUGUCCCAUGUCAUCCAAGCGAGCUAGAGAGCAUAUUGUCAGGGCAAUGUAACAAGGAAAGAAGGGAUUCGUCUAGCAAUGGCCGCCUUAAAGCACAGUGUUUCAUCCAUAUGGCCACCUUUUGUGAACAUCGGCAUGCGUGUCAGAAGAAAGGAUCCGAAGACUUUGUGGUCGACUGGACUCUUUUUGGGCUUCUGCAGCAGUUGCUUAGCCUUCUCACUGCUGUAUGGUCAUUAAAUACCUUUAGCAAAUUUCUAUCCGUAAUCACAAUUCAGAACGAUAUGCUGAGCACUAAACGCUGAACCACUUGUAUGACUCAUAGGCAUGUACAAUUUUGUAUUUCACUUGUCUCCCACAUGUG